Molecule: messenger RNA, 2193 nt
Organism: Endocarpon pusillum Z07020
Lineage: Eukaryota; Fungi; Ascomycota; Eurotiomycetes; Verrucariales; Verrucariaceae
Exons: 2
Coding region: 1-2193 (730 amino acids)
Molecular function (GO): protein binding
Source: RefSeq, a predicted model, not a curated record
AUGGAGCCUUCAGUGCUUCACCUUCAUGACAAACUGAGAAUCAGCUAUACUGUCCCUCACCGCAUCUUCUCGGCAAAGGUAUAUCCACUGCAAGCACCGAAUGGGUCUACUAUAAUCGUGUAUGGCCACGAACAAGGCAUACGAAUAGUGUGGAGGGGAGGCAAGAGUUUUCGACCAGCGCAAGUACCCAAAGAGAAGCCUAAGGUCAAUGGAUCUAGCAAAGAGGAUGCUAUGCUACUCGACUCGGACGACGAUGAAUCCGCAGCAGUUGGUGUGGCGUCCACCACUGACUUUGAUGGAGAUGAAGAGGAGCGCGAUUCGUCUGAACCUUAUCACAAAAUUGUUCGGCAUCUCGAUAUUCCCUGUGGAACAGGUGUUCGUCUUAUAGCAAUACCUCACAUACCAGCGCACAUACAGGACUCAGCUCCUGGCGCAUUUCCUCCAAUCUUGCUAUCGAACAUUGUAGUGGCAGCAGCCUGCAACGACAACUCCAUCAGAAUUGUCACUCUACCACUUCUGCCUCCUCCACCUUCCGUUGAUGGAACGUCUUACAAAGCCUUACAGAUCGUAACCAUAGCUGGAAUUAACACACAUCAUGAGGUACCAUCCAGCAUUGCCAUCACGCACAGCGCCGUAUCGGACUCGUCAGAUAUCCUGCGCGAUUCAAGCAGAUCUCGUUCCAGGAGUCGAAAUCCUCCGGUUGAAGAGGAGAACGCAACUACAGCGCAGUCUGGCAGAUUAUGGUGUUUCCUUAUUGUCUCCAUAUCGCCGACGACCGGAGGACUUUUGCUGACACAUCAAAUACCAAUCACCGCAGACACGCAGCUCUCGACGUCACCGGAUGACCUCUACCCACUGCAACGGUGCUAUCUCAGGUUUCCUUGCUUAAGCUCCAAUUUAGUUUUCCAUCCGUCUGCAUUCCCCGCGGAUCGGCAUUCUACGGUACUGUUGUCUGCCACCGAUGCUGGUUGUGUGAAACUCUACCAAGUCCUUCCAGGCAGCCAUGCAACCCUUUCUCGGGGUCGAAGGAAUUCUGCAGCAACGACAGAUUCCGCUAACUCAAGUCUACUCACCUCUCCAAGAAGUAUGACGUCCAAUGGGCAAUUCCUUCUCACACUCUACCCUGGUUUCGUCACUUCGUCAAGUUCAUCUAGCUUGCAGCGGCGGAAGCACGUUCAUAGUGCGACCUGGGCAGCUUCUGGUCGAGCCAUUAUCGCGUUGCUCGAAGAUGGCGAAUGGGGCGUUUGGGACCUGGAGGGCGCCGGACCUGGAUCUGGAUCCGCAAACCUACUUCGAGGACAAAGCAAUAUGUCUGGUAUCCAGGGCGGUGCGCUAACCAGAUUUGCGUUCAGCAGCCGCGUCACGCCGACAGCAGAGACACUGCCGAAGACUCGGAAACCCGAGAGCAGGGAUACCAAAGACGGAGCUCUAGCCCCAAUGACACCUCACACUCGUAGAAUUAAGAGUGAAGGGCUAUUCAAGGGCGGGCCACCGUCGUUGGAGAUCGAGCGAGAUUAUGCCCAGUCAGCCAGCGGCCAUAUCUGUAUCACCGAGCACGUUCCUUCAACAACCUCAGCCCUUUCGAGUCCUAGGGAGUCGCUUGUUAUUACUUAUGGUUCCGAAAUUGUCUUCGUCUCUUCCUUGCAAACCAUGUGGCGUGCUGAGACUAGCACUAAAGGCACAUUUGAUUCUGUUGAAGCAAUCAGGCCAUCACACUUUCCAAGCCUGGCUCUCGGUCAGGAGAGACUCGUCGGCAUUGCUGAACUGCUUCACUCUCCACCAAGGGAGUCUAGACUUCCUUUUGCUGUCAAAAGCAAUCAGUUACCAGACAUCCUAAUUGUUGCUGACCAUCGGCUAAUAUUCUUUGUCACCGCUUUAACGGAGCCAACGUCUACUAGAGAUACCGAGGAUCGUUUCCCGCUGCGCCUUAGUAAACCUCAAGAAUCACAGACAGCUAGUUUUGGUGAUCAAGCACUCCUCCGGAAAGGCCAGCUCGACCUCGAAGGCAUGGAUCGAGUACUAACUGGGAUGGGCCAUGGGGAUGGGACUUUGAAUGGACGAAGGAGCUCCUUUGGGAAAAGUGUUGCUUUUGACUUAGAUGAUGAGGGCGACCUAAGCAUGACCUCACCAACGCCGAAGGCUGGCGGCAGAUACACGCCAACUCCACGGAGGCCAAUUGGUCGAAAUAGCUGA